GUUUAUAAUAAGGACCCAAAAAAAGUUGUCGAGUGAACGGACUGAAAGAGAGAAAAAAAAAACCUGGACCCUUCCCACUCUCACAAAAUCACGGGGAGUGACUGUGACAGGAGGAAGGGGACACAGAGAGUGAAAGAGAGAGAGAGAGAGAGAGAGAGAGGGAGAGAGCUGAAGAAGCCCUCGCAGGAUUUCACCACAUUUCUUUCAGGACCUCACAGACCAGAACAACAACCCGAUCACUAAGUCUGGACUGAUAAUCAAUAGUUUUUUAUUAGACGCGAAGUGAGGACUGUUGUUGGAGACUCUUGGAGGAGCAUGCGGCUCGGUUUACUAUUCAGGCUCUAUGUGCUGUGGGGAUUUGUGGUGGUCACGACCUCCGUGACCAAGGCAGCCAAGAGGAAGGUGGCAGGCAGACGGUCCAGACAGGUGUUUGAGGCGGAGCCUGUGGAGGGGGUGUGGUCGGAGUGGGAGGAGUGGUCUGACUGCUCUCAGACCUGCAACGUAGGCGUGUCACAGAGGAGCAGGAAGUGUUUACCUCCCCCACCUCCCAUCUCCCGCUCUCCACCUAACUGGGCAGGUUAUUUGCCCGGGGGCAUCGGACAUCCUGUCAUGGCACCUGGGCGCCCCUUCUACCCUCCUCGUUACCCCGGCCAACACCAGCCUUAUCAGUCCUCCUCGUCAAUCUCCACCGAUCACAACCAAGGAGUGUCUCUGUAUCGGAAUACCAACCCCGGGGGAGGAGGAGCUCCGGUACCGGGACAGGCCAAUCCAAACCCUUCUUUUUACCAGCCAGAAUUCUCCCCAACCAAUCAAGACCAUGGGUCUGUGUACCGCUCGCCCUACCACACUCCUUCUCAGGGCUACAACCAGCCAGCGCGAAACAUCAGGAGGCCAACCAAUCCAGGAGCAUCGAGGGCUGCAGGAGGCGGGAGCAGAAGGUCAAUCACACCAAAUCGGGAGGGUUUGCCUGUGAGGAGGUCUUCGGCCAUCCGUCCAGGUCAGUUUGGGUACGGCAGGGUCCCGUUCUCUCUGCCUCUGCACCGUCCCAACCGGCAGGCUCGCCACACCGCUAACGGCACUGAUGCUGCAACAACACCUGCACCUGCAUCUGGUGGACGCGAUGCAGAGAACAACAGGAGAGAGGACGGGGAGACGGGGAGUGAUGGAGAGGACAGGAAGCCAGGGAGGCAUGAUGAGGAGGAGGUGCCUGCUGCUGAGGAGGUUCCCACGACGACCACCACAACUGGCCACUCACACCGCCAUGUUAACCGCCCCCCACAAAUCAACACAGAGCACGGGAGGCCAAGAGAGCGCACCCCACCCUUUCAACUCUUCUCACGCUCCAUAUCGCCACCUCUCCUACCCAACCGCCACAGGUUUGACUGGCACUCCGUCAAUGCGCCGCCUCCUCCCGUCCCUCCUCUCUCCCGUCCCAACUCCCCUGCCGUCGCCUCACCUUUUUCCCCUCCUCUCCACCACUCCAGCCCCCUGCACAGAGACAGGGAGCCCCAGCCAGGCUUUAGCCCCCACGUCCCACCCACCGGCGACAUCUACCCGCUGCAGCACCCCAACAUCCCGCAUCCGGGAGUGGAAUCCAGCAGAGAUGGAGGAAGUGCUGCUCCUCAGGUCUUCAAAUGCUCUGGGCCUGAGAAGGAGUACCGCAGGUGCUUCUCGCAGGUGUGUGGAGGAGGUGCGUCGGAGUCCAGAGCAGAGCAGUGUGCUGCCUUUAACACCCAGGAGUUCAUGGGUCGCCUCUACAACUGGGAACCUUUCACUGAGGUUGGUGCGGACAAACAGUGCGAGCUGACCUGCAGACCUUCGGGCUAUCGUUUCUAUGUCCGCCAGGCCGAGCGCGCCAGAGACGGCACCCCCUGCUUUAACGUCAGCUCCAACGAUGUGUGUGUAGAGGGGCGAUGUCUGACCGAGGGUUGUGAUGGGGUACUGGGCUCCGGCUCUGUGAUUGACAAGUGUGGAGUGUGUGGUGGGCGGGAGAACUCCUGUCGAAAGGUGACGGGAAGUUUCCAAAAUGUCACGGUUCCCCUUGGUUACCACAAGAUCCUGGACAUCCCACCCGGAGCGACAUUCAUUAACAUCACAGAGAGGCGAGCCAGCCCUAAUUACCUGGCCAUGAGGAGUGGCACGGGGGCUUCAGUAGUGAAUGGGCGGUGGGCUGUGGAUCCUCCUGGGGAGUACCAGGCAGGAGGGACUACCUUCACCUACACCCGACCUAGAGCACAGGCGGAGGGGGAGGAAGAGAAAGGCGAGUCCCUCAGUGCUCCAGGACCAACCACCACACAGCUACAGCUAUAUAUCAUUUUCCACAAGGAGAACCCAGGCAUCAACUAUGAGUUUUAUGUCCCCGUGGAGAAAAAGGAGGUAGAAAAGGAGAGGGAGGCACCCAGGGAGAGGCCGAGGGAGAGGCCGAGGGAGAGGCCGAGGGAGCGAGAGCCAGGGAGGGCACCCCUCCGCAGUCCUCUCACUGUGUCAGUAGAAGAACCUCCUGCUGCUCCUCCUAUUUCGGUCCCCUCUUUCCCCUCCUCCUCCUCCACCUCUGUGUUUUCUCCCCCCUCCUCGGACCGAUGGACACCUGAGAGAUCACGUCCUCGAGGCUCCGCGCCCAAUAGGAAUGCUCGAAUCCCCCCUCGCACUGACCUGCCACCGGACACUCAGCCACCAUUUGUGUGGAGGAGAGGAGGACUCACAGAGUGCUCGGCUUCCUGUGGCAAAGGUUCUCAGAACAGAGUAAUUUUGUGUAUAAACCGCCAUACAGACGAGGAAGUCCCGGAGAGGAAGUGUGACUCUGCUGCCAGGCCAGUUCCUGAGGAGGAGCCUUGUAACACACAUCCCUGCCCACCAUUCUGGGAGGCCAGUUCAUGGUCAGAGUGCAGUGUGUCCUGUGGCCCCGGGGUGCAGCAGAGGCAGCUCCAGUGCAGGCAGAGUUUUGGGAACCGCUCCACCAUGGUCCACCCGCAGCGCUGUGCCAACCUCACCCCACCAGAGUCCAAACAGGCGUGUCAACUAGGCCUCUGCUCCCACUGGGAUGUCAGCUCCGACUGGAGCACGUGCUCAGUGGAUUGUGGAGUUGGGAGGAGGACGAGGAGUGUGCACUGCCUCAGCGAUCAGGGCAGCGUGGUGAACGAAAAGGAGUGCAGCUCCAGGACUCGACCACAAGGAAGUGAGGAGUGCCACAUGGGCCCCUGUGUGACCAACUGGUACUUCACUGACUGGUCAAACACUUGUUCGGCGCAGUGUGGCCCUGGGGUUCAGAAGAGGGACGUGGUGUGUGGAGGAGGAGGGGACUGUUUUGGGGAAAAACCUGCAGAGAUGAAGGCCUGCAACGGGGGUCCCUGUGUGCCAACAACCAUGUGGUACAGCAGCCCCUGGACACAGUGUAAUGUCCCCUGUGGGAAUGGAACUCAGCGACGAGACAUCAUUUGUGUCCGGAGAAUGGGGAGUGAUUUUACUGUGGCACCAGCCCAUGAGUGCGCUCAUCUGGACAAACCUGCUGCGGUCCAGCAGUGUGAGAUGGGAGAGUGUGAGCCACAGUGGUUCACAACAGAGUGGAGCGUGUGCUCACGGUCUUGUGGAAAAGGCUUACAGAUGAGGGAGGUACGGUGUCUAGCACCAGACAAAAAACGAAGCCGUGAAUGUGAUUUGAGGACCAAACCUGAGCAGGAGCAAAUCUGCAACACGAUACCCUGCAGUCCACAAGUUGCAGAUGAAAACUGCCGGGACAGACUUCACAACUGUGUAGUGGUGGUUCAGGCCAGGAUGUGCAUCUACUCCUACUACAAGACCGCCUGCUGUGCCUCGUGUACCCAGAAUGCUCAGCGUGCCAAGAGGCACUGACCAGCCAAUCACACAGACAGACACAGGUGUGCAAGAAGUCAAGGAUUAGGUCAAAAGAUCUCAUCACCCCUGAUAUAAAAACGUCUGUAGACAUGGAAAGCCCAGAGUAGACAUAAAUCUUGUGGUGAGAUCACAUUUAAUUAAUUCCUCCUGAUUCUUCAGGUAAAACACUGUGAAAGCAGCCGGUUCCUUCUUCCACUUCUCUGCAUUCGUUUAAUUUGUCUUUUAGAACAACAUAUUCCACUUAGAGCGCAACUGUUUACUCUGUACGCUAGCUUUAACAGGUUCAUAAUGUGUCACACAGGGCUGAGUGAUGCACUGUUGUGAUUUCAGCUCUUGCAGGCUGAUUUCUUAGGCUGAUAGAUUAUAAUGGAACAUGACACCGCUGUGUUUCAACAGCAAAUUUUUGCCUUUUUUUAAUGGUUCACUUUAAUCUACAGCAAUUUAAAACAAUGCCUACCACUAAUUAUGAAAAGAAACGUGCUAAGCAAAUAAUUACCAUUUGUGCUAGAUACACUGUGUGUGCUGUAGUGAAUGCAAGAUCUACUGUAAUAGAUCUACUGUGUUUCUGUUCACUGCAGAUCCCCAACUAAGCUAGAAGGAUUUCAUUAACAUAUCGUAUGUCUUCUUUCUGUUUGCCAAAAAUAUUUUCUCAAGCGUCCUCUUAUUUGGACAGAUGAACCAAAGGAGUAGGGUGAGCAUUGCAGUUAGUGACCAAAUAUAUCAGAGAGGGAAGAAGUGAGAUUCUUCCCAAACAAAUAGGAUAAUUAGACAUGGAUGGAAACUUAGCAGCACAGACUCUGCAGUCAUUCGACGUAUUCAAGUCAGUUACAGAUACAUCUUUUUAAUGAGUGCUGUUGGAGCUGUGUUUAAAUCCACGGGUUUGACAUAGCUGCAGUUACGUUUUUACUAAACUCAACACGAUGCUGCUCACUAAAUAAACAAAACAAUAAAGUGUUGUUCUAUACUUUUCUUCUUGUCAACAAAUCACAUGAAAAGACCAAACCAACAAUGCGUUAGUCUGAUGUAAAUCUUAAAAAACAGCUCACAAAUAUAUAGUUUUCUUUUUUUUAAUGGUCAGUAAUGUUCUUAUGUAGCUGGGAUUUUAGAAAAUGUCACUCAAACAAGAGAAAGGUUUAUUUGUCGGAGACUGUUUUCAGCUACAGAUUAACACACAUUAGUAAGUAAUUAUGCCACCAGGGUGUUGCAUAUGGGAUUUAAUCAAAAAAAGCUACAUUGCCCAUGUUAGUCCUAAUGAGGAAACAUGUCAUCCAGUGCAUAUUUAUGGCUUGUUUAUAUGUUAAAUCGUUUUUGGGAUUUAUUGACAAUAAGAAAAACAUAGAAUAAUGCCUUGAACCACAAACUUGGCGAUGCACAAUACUGAAAUGCAUCCGUCGUCCCCUUCAUGGGAGGAGACGAUGAAUCUGUCCUUUGAGAGUAGGUGAAGCCAUAAUUAGAAAAACCUUGUGUUGACUGAGAAAGCUGCUUUUCUUACAAUAGUCUUUUAAUAAUAGUUUACAGAUCAAAUGCAAUCAUUCUGCUUUGACCUGGAAGUAAAUAUUUUGCAUUCUGAGGUGGCAACCUCUGUAUAUUUGUGUGUAAGUACUCUUUAUGCCUUUUCUCUCUUUCUCUUAUAUUGACUGUUUUUACUUGGCUCUUUUUCUCUUUCUUCACCUCCCAAGAAGAAGCACACACACAUUACACUCUGCCCAUAUAAAGGUGAGGAGUCUGUAUAUUUGUCAGAUAUGUUUUAAUGUCUAUAUUUUCUUUGAACAUAGUAAGCGCUUAUGUUUUAUAGAGAAGUGUUGUUGUAGACUGCAUUUAUUCACAUCUAACUGUCAUAUAACUAUUUUGCAUUGGACAAGAGAAUCAGCGACUUUAUCGUACUUGUGAGUUUUGGAUGUGUGUGUGUGUGUGUGUGUGUGUGUGUGUGUGUGUGUCCAUGUGUUCAUGUAUGUGUGUGUAUGGUUGUGUGUUUUGCGAUCGUUGCUUUGAAUGUGUCAUUCUUGUCUCUAAUCCCUUGUAGUAAAAAAUACUUUUUAUAUAAAAACUAAAAAAGGAUAGUAAUUUAUCUAUUAUCUAAAGAACAUGUAAUUUAUUUUCUUGUUUUAAGAAGCUGUAGCAAAUUGUUUUGUUACCACCAGAGUAUAUAAGAUUGUUAUUGUUGAUACACAAACCUUUUUUUGCUAUCAUGCAAAAACAAAAAAGAAUGUGGAAAAAUUAUUAUCUCAAAGCUUCAUUUUAAAUAAAACAACACAGAAAUUAA
Anoplopoma fimbria (sablefish) is the source of this 6115-nucleotide messenger RNA. RefSeq names its product ADAMTS-like 4 (gene adamtsl4). The record is from RefSeq and is a predicted model, not a curated record. Gene Ontology annotation, cellular component: extracellular matrix. Gene Ontology annotation, biological process: extracellular matrix organization. Gene Ontology annotation, molecular function: metalloendopeptidase activity. NCBI's taxonomy places the organism in Eukaryota, Metazoa, Chordata, Actinopteri, Perciformes, Anoplopomatidae. Bases 316 to 3849 code for a protein of 1177 amino acids. The transcript has 17 exons.